Molecule: messenger RNA, 1227 nt
Organism: Tetrahymena thermophila SB210
Lineage: Eukaryota; Ciliophora; Oligohymenophorea; Hymenostomatida; Tetrahymenidae
Product: ATP-binding ABC transporter
Exons: 5
Biological process (GO): transmembrane transport
Cellular component (GO): plasma membrane
Molecular function (GO): ATP hydrolysis activity; ATP binding; transmembrane transporter activity
Source: RefSeq, a predicted model, not a curated record
AUGGAGAUAUAAUUGCAAGAAAAUUUAUCUUAACAGUAGCCAAACUAUCACAAAAAAAAAGAGAGCACAGAAAUAUUUAACAUAAAUUCUAACAACUAGGAUAAUUAUAGUUAAAGUUAUUAAGUUAGUACUAAUACUGAUAGUAAAGAAGAACCUAGAUUUUAUGAUCCAAACAAAAUUAUAUCUCUAAAAAACGUUCAUAAAACUUAUUUAUUGGGAGUAGAAGGCGUUACUGCUUUAAGAGGUGUUAGUGUUGACAUAAAGGAGGGAGAAUUUAUUACAAUAUUAGGAACAUCAGGAGGUGGUAAAACUACUAUGCUUAAUAUUAUGGGUACUAUCGAUAAGCCUACAAAGGGAGACGUUUUUAUUUGUGGAUAAAAGAUAAAAAGUACUACUGAUGACAAAUUUUUAGCAAGUUUAAGAUUAACAAAACUAGGAUUUGUGUUUUAAACAUUUAACUUAAUAUAAAGUUUAACUGCAUUAGAAAAUGUUGAAUUGCCAAUGAUUUUAAGAGGAGAGUUAAGCAGAGAUACAAUAAGAGAAAGAGCUAUUGACUUGUUAACUUAAGUGGGGCUAAAAGAAAGGCUAAAUCACUUCCCAAACUAAUUAUCUGGUGGUGAGUAAUAAAGAGUAACAAUCAGUCGUGCACUUUCUAACAAUCCUAAAAUUCUUUUACUUGAUGAACCAACAGGUGAUUUGGAUACAAAGUCUACAGACUAUGUUAUGAAAAUUCUUUUAGACUUAAAUAUAAAAAAAGGAAUAACUAUGGUUAUGGUGACACAUGAUGUUGCAUUAAAAAAUUAUGCAAAUAGAGUUGUUAGAAUGAUAGAUGGUAAAGUUAAUGCAAUCGAGGUUAUUCCAACUGAGAAAAGAGAAGAAAAUUUAAGGUUAUUAGAAGAGGCUGUUUAAAGUCAUACCUAAUCUUAGCUUCAAAAGGAUCAAUAAAGUAAUGGAAGUGGAGUAAGCAAUCAUAAAGACUUAGGAGUUAGAACUGGUGUUGUUUAAUAAGUAGCUCUUAAAGGUUUUGUACAUUUGAAUGAAGAAAUUGAAAUUUAAGAUGGUUAAAAUGAAGGGUAACGUUAAAAAAAUGGAAAUUAGCAAAAUCAUUAGCAUCUUCAAUAAAAUGGAUCAAAAACUGAAUAUAGAAAACCAGGAGAAUAUCCUAUAUUUUAAUUUGCAAAAUAAAGAAAGGCCUAAGAAUAGGCAAUAAAGUAAUUCCAACACUGA